Messenger RNA from Leptopilina heterotoma, 1243 nucleotides. RefSeq lists its product as uncharacterized. The record is from RefSeq and is a predicted model, not a curated record. NCBI's taxonomy places the organism in Eukaryota, Metazoa, Arthropoda, Insecta, Hymenoptera, Figitidae. The transcript is spliced from 7 exons. Bases 145 to 1062 code for a protein of 305 amino acids.
AGGGAAACAUUUCUUGCCGGCUUGUUACCAAGUUAAAAUUCAGUCUCGAGUGUUUCGUUACCGAACACGGAAUUACUUUUCAUCAGUGAUUUUGUCAUUGUUGCUUCCUCAGUGAAAACAAGAUUUCAAAGAAUUUUUUUCAACAUGUCCGUUCGCACAUUGCAAACUGAAGAUAAAUUGGAGUAUCAGUUCUUUCCAUCAAGAGGAAAUCAGGUCCAAUUUCGUGUGAAAGCAGCAAAUGAUGCUCACGUUGCACUCACACCUGGUCCUCAAGAAGGAGAACCAAUGUACGAGAUUUUCAUUGGCGGUUGGUCAAAUGCAAAAUCCGUUAUUCGCAAGAACAGAACAAAGCCCGAGGUUGCUGAAGCUGAAACUUCAUCAAUUCUCAGCGCCGAUGAGUUUCGCGGUUUUUGGAUAAGAUGGAGCGAUAAUUUAUUGACAGUUGGAAGAGAAGGUUUUCAUGAACCAAUGCUAAGUUACACUGAUUCUGAAUUCAUAAAUGUUGGUUUCAUUGGAUUUUGCACCGGAUGGGGUGCUUGCGGUGAAUGGCAACUCGAAGCGUGUUGUUUCGGCGAUUUCGACGGUUACGAUUCACCAACACCUUCCGCUCCGGUUGUUCCAAUGUCAUCAGCGAGUCCAACGGGAGUUUGGUGUGAAGCCGUCGGAGGAGUAUUACCUGCGGGUGCUCUAGAAGGCGGAAACGACAUUGACGGCAUCUUGUUUGUUGGAAGAGCUAAUCACGAAGGUGCUCUCAUUCCGGGCAAAGUGAAUCCCCAACAUGGCGUUUGUUACGUGGCUUGGGGUGGCGAGGAACACGGAAAAUCCGAUUACGAGGUUUUAUGCAGCAGUGCCGCAAUGUGGGUUCCAACAAGUGGCGAAAAUAUUCCGCCAAAUGCCGUUCCCGGAGGACAAACAGAAGAUGGCGAAACACUUUUCAUUGGCCGUGUUAAUCACGAGGGCACAGUAACUAUCGGCAAAGUCCAACCGUCACACAAAUGUCUCUAUAUUUCUUUUGCCGGACAAGAAGUUCCAUUCAAUGAUUUCGAAAUUCUUGUUUCAUAAAGAAAUCAACGAAAAAAAAAAAUUUUUUAAUGCAAAAAUUGAGGAGGAAAAUAAUCUCACUCAAAAAUUGAAAGCUUUCUUCAAAUCACAUUUUGAGGUCCUGAAUAUUCACGCGCGACGAUUUUCAUCACCUUGCACUAAUAAAAAAAAAGAAAAAAACCAAAUAAUAAUUAAUUAAAAA